Acaulospora morrowiae is the source of this 540-nucleotide messenger RNA. NCBI's taxonomy places the organism in Eukaryota, Fungi, Glomeromycota, Glomeromycetes, Diversisporales, Acaulosporaceae. The record is from the annotation of a GenBank genome assembly.
AUCAUGAUAUAAUGAGAAGACCUCCGAGGAACAGUAGAGAACCAAUCGUUGGAAAAUGGUUGUUUUUCCGGUAUAUGAUUGUUGGCAUUUAUGUAGGCGCAGCUACUGUAUUUGCUUAUGCUUGGUGGUUCCUAUUUUAUUCGGAAGGACCCCAAAUAUCAUUUUAUCAGUUGUCAAACUUUCAUAGGUGCAACGAAUUAUUCCCAGAAAUCGGCUGUGAGAUGUUUAGCAACAUUAUGGCUAAACGUGCCACGACGAUGUCACUGUCCGUCCUAGUCACCAUCGAAAUGCUUAAUGCCACAAACUCCCUUAGUGAAAACGAGAGUUUGUUAACCUUACCUAUAUGGAAAAAUAUUUACCUUGUGCUAUCGAUAAUUCUUUCGAUGGCUUUACAUUUCUCGAUCUUGUAUAUCCCGUUUUUUACGAAAUUAUUUGCUAUAGUUCCCCUCAACUGGGCUGAAUGGCAAGCCGUUUUAUUUAUAUCCAUUCCUGUUAUUAUUAUUGAUGAAGUAUUGAAACUAUUCAGUCGAACAUUUAUUG